AAAUGCCGAGUGGUAAACAGCCGAGUGCUCAAUCGGCAGGGGCGAAUGGUGUUGGUAGCAGCGAUGGUAGUGCGGCCGCUGCUACUGGCAACGCAUCUUCUGCGACGCUACGGGUGGAAUUGGAUUCGGAUGAUAACGAGAUGCUCCAGGACACUAAUCUUUUGAUUCCAAGCCGUGAGCCGCGUUCAACUGUGAGGCGUGACUCAGUUGGAUCAGAAACUUCCGCGACCUCUGCUGUGGACUCUGCCAAGCGACACUGGAAAAAGGGGGCUGUUGGUCUACUCGGAACUAUGGUGUUCCUUGGAACUAUCAGUACAGAAGGUUGUUUACAGGUAGCAGAGACGGUUCAGCUAAACAGAUUGGAGGACAAGAGUCACCAAGUGGGAAUGAUGGAAGAGGCAUUCGCUCAGAAGGAAAGAACUCUUCUCACUCUUAACAUGCGGGAGAAGAACAGCCGCGACAAACUGCUGCAGUUUGUGUCUGACACAGGUCUCUUUUCAUUCGCCACCCAUGGCAGCUCUAAAAGACUCUACGCUCCAGUUCAGAUGGUGAAGGAGAAGAGUAUCAAUGAAGCCAAUGAGAUCUGCUCUUUUGUGGGGGCGGAACUGGCAGAACCGACUAGCUUCCAGGAGUACCAGGCUAUCGCUAUGGCUAGCAGAGAAAAAGGAAAGUGUUUUCUGGGUCCUACUCGCAAUCACGACGGAGUCACUUGGGAUACUCAGGAAGGAAAUACGAUAGUUCUGGAUCCCUACUGGGUCAAAGGUCAGCCGUCCAAAUCAGUGGCGUUUUCCUGCGUGUACAUUUCAAGCACGUACAACCAGACAGGUUUGACGGCAACACAAUGCAAUGGGGAUGACCCUGGGAUCACGUGUUUCGUGUGUCAACGACCCCAAAAAGUGUCACUGAAAAACCCCAAAAUCAUCCUCUCAGGUGCUUAAUUAUCGGGUAGACGAAAUAUCGGUAUCGAUAAAAUAUAACUAAUUGAGAGUAUCGAUCAGUGAAUUGAUCUAAAAUGUUUUCUAUUCCGCUUACUUUACUUGUACAGUUUGAUUUAUUUUGUUUGACAUGAAAUCAGUUAAUUCUUUAGUUUAUGUGAUGUUAAAAUAAUCCAUUUCUUGUUAUUUUUGAUAGACUGGUUUGAGA
Symsagittifera roscoffensis is the source of this 1143-nucleotide messenger RNA. RefSeq lists its product as uncharacterized. The record is from RefSeq and is a predicted model, not a curated record. The transcript is spliced from 6 exons. Bases 3 to 938 code for a protein of 311 amino acids. NCBI's taxonomy places the organism in Eukaryota, Metazoa, Xenacoelomorpha, Acoela, Convolutidae.